GAGGGAAGAGCGAAGGAGCGGCGGGCGGCCGUGGCCCGAGCAGAUCCGCGCCGCGCCGCGCCGCGCUGUCCGCCCUGCCGCCCGCCCUCCCGCCCGCCCGCCCGCCGGCCCGCCGGCCGCUCGCGCUCCAGUCGCCUGGUCUAGCAGCGGGGCCCAGCAUGGUCAUGGCGGAUGGCCCGAGGCACUUGCAGCGCGGGCCGGUCCGGGUGGGGUUCUACGACAUCGAGGGCACGCUGGGCAAGGGCAACUUCGCGGUGGUGAAGCUGGGGCGGCACCGGAUCACCAAAACCGAGGUGGCAAUAAAAAUAAUAGAUAAAUCUCAGCUGGAUGCAGUGAACCUUGAGAAAAUCUAUCGAGAAGUACAAAUAAUGAAAAUGUUAGACCACCCUCACAUAAUCAAACUUUAUCAGGUAAUGGAGACCAAGAGCAUGUUGUACCUGGUGACAGAAUAUGCCAAAAAUGGGGAAAUUUUUGACUACCUUGCUAACCAUGGCCGGUUAAAUGAGUCUGAAGCCAGGAGGAAAUUCUGGCAAAUCCUUUCUGCUGUUGAUUAUUGUCAUGGUCGGAAGGUUGUGCACCGUGACCUCAAGGCUGAAAAUCUUCUGCUGGAUAACAACAUGAAUAUCAAAAUAGCAGAUUUCGGUUUUGGAAACUUCUUUAAAAGUGGUGAACUGCUGGCAACAUGGUGUGGCAGCCCCCCGUACGCAGCCCCAGAAGUCUUUGAAGGGCAGCAGUAUGAAGGACCACAGCUGGACAUUUGGAGCAUGGGAGUUGUCCUGUACGUCCUCGUCUGCGGCGCAUUGCCUUUCGAUGGACCGACCCUUCCAAUGUUGAGGCAGAGGGUUUUGGAGGGAAGAUUUCGGAUCCCAUAUUUCAUGUCAGAAGAUUGUGAGCAUCUCAUUCGGAGAAUGUUGGUCCUAGACCCAUCUAAACGGCUAACCAUAGCUCAAAUCAAGGAGCAUAAGUGGAUGCUCAUAGAGGUUCCUGUACAGAGACCUGUACUCUAUCCACAAGAGCAAGAAAACGAGCCCUCCAUUGGGGAGUUUAACGAGCAGGUUCUGCGAUUGAUGCACAGCCUUGGAAUAGAUCAGCAGAAAACCAUCGAGUCUUUGCAAAACAAGAGCUACAACCACUUUGCCGCCAUUUAUUUCUUGCUGGUGGAGCGCCUGAAGUCACACAGGAGCAGCUUUCCUGUGGAGCAGAGGCUCGACGGCCGCCCGCGGAGGCCCAGCACCAUCGCCGAGCAGACAGUUGCCAAGGCACACACCGUGGGGCUCCCGGUGACCACGUCCGCCCCCGCCGCCAGGCUGAUGCCGUCCGCCCUGCCCGCGCCCGCGGCCACCGUGGAGGCCUUCUCCUUCCCCGCGUCCAGCUGCCAGGCCGAAGCCGCCUUCAUGGAGGCCGAGUGUGUGGACACCCCGAAGGUGAAUGGCUGUUUGCUUGACCCGGUGCCGCCUGUCCUGGUGAGGAAGGGAUGCCAGUCGCUGCCCAGUAACGUGAUGGAGACCUCCAUCGACGAAGGGCUGGAGACAGAAGGAGAAGCUGAAGAAGAGCCCGGCCAUGCCUUUGAGGCGUUUCAGGCCACGCGCAGUGGGCAAAGACGGCACACUCUAUCGGAAGUGACCAACCAGCUGGUCAUGGUGCCAGGAGCAGGAAAAAUGUUCUCCGUGAGUGACAACCCCUCCCUGGACAGUGUAGACUCCGAGUACGAUAUAGGGUCUGCUCAGAGGGAGCUGAGCUUCCUAGAGGACAACCCUUCCCUGAAGGACAUCAUGGCAGCCAAUCCGCCCUCGCCCCGCAUGACGUCGCCCUUCGUGAGCCUGCGACCCACCAACCCGGCCAUGCAGGCUCUGAGCGCCCAGAAACGAGAGGCGCACAACAGGUCACCAGUGAGCUUCAGAGAAGGCCGCCGGGCGUCAGACACCUCCCUCACCCAAGGAAUUGUAGCGUUCAGACAGCAUCUUCAGAAUCUCGCUAGAACCAAAGGCAUCCUGGAACUGAACAAGGUGCAGCUGCUGUACGAACAGAUGGGGCCCGAAGCUGACCCUGUGCUGGCCUCCGCCUCCCCGCAGCUCCAGGACCUCGCGGGCGGCUGCCCUCAGGAGGAAGUUGCCCCGCCGCAGGAAGGCGUCCCCCCGCUCUCCAGCAGCGUGCAUCCCCAGCUGUCCCCGCGGCAAAGCCGGGAAACUCAGUACCUGCCACACAGGCUUCAGAAACCCGGCCUUCUAUCAAAGGCCCAGAACACCUGUCAGCUGUAUUGUAAGGAGGCGCCACGGAGCCUGGAGCAGCAGCUUCAGGAACACAGGCUCCAGCAGAAGCGACUCUUCCUCCAGAAGCAGUCCCAGCUGCAGGCGUAUUUCAAUCAGAUGCAGAUAGCUGAGAGCUCCUACCCUCCACCGAGUCAGCAGCUGCCCCUGCCCCACCCGGAGACUCCACCUUCGUCUCAGCAGCCCCCGCCAUUCAGCCUGACCCAGUCCCUGAGCCCUGUCCUGGAGCCUUCUUCUGAGCAAAUGCAAUACAGCCCUUUCCUCGGCCAGUAUGAAGAGAUGCAGCUGCGGCCCCUGCCCUCCACGCCCAGUGCCCGGGCAGCUCCUCCACUGCCCACGCAGCUGCAGCAGCAGCCGCCACCCUCACCUCCUCCUCCGCCACAACAGCCAGGAGCUGCUCCUGCCCCCUUACAGUUCUCCUCUCAGACUUGCGAGCUGUCAAGUGCCACUUCCUCUGCUCCGGACUAUCCCGCUCCCUGUCAGUACCCUGUGGACGGAGCCCCGCAGAGCAGUCUCACAGGCCCGGACUGUCCCCGAAGCUCAGGACUGCAGGAGACCCCCUCCAGCUAUGACCCACUGGCCCUCUCCGAGUUACCGGGACUCUUUGAUUGUGAAAUGCUAGAUGCUGUGGAUCCACAACACAGUGGAGUGGCUUGUCCUAUCAGCAGAUGAAUGCGUUAAGCACAAAGCAUCUUCCUUAAAGCACAAAGAAGAGCGCUACUACACUGAUGCUGCAUCUAGAAACACCUCUCAGCUGCCUUUCCUCUUGGCAGUCUGCACCCGCGCAGGCAGGGACGCGGGGACGUCUGGAGUCAUCCUGGCCCUAGCCCAGCCCUGCAGUGCUGGGGCCUUGAGCCGUGCUUGUGGCUGGCCAGAGCGCCUCGGCACUGGGCUCCCUCCCAUGCCAGGUUGCUUCCCAGAGGCACUCUGCUUGGAGUUUGGCUCUGGGUGUCAGUAGGAAAGCGGGGUGGAUAUCAUCUUUGUGAUUUAGUAACAGUGAAAAUCCAGGAAGAAUGAAUUAUGUUCCUCUUAUGGAUUAUCCUCCUCAUGCUUAAUAGUGAUGAUUUUUUUCAAAUACAGAACAUCACUUAAUAGACCAUUUCAUUAAGAUCUCUACAUCUGGGGCUGGAGGUUUAGCUCAGAAGCAUAAGCACCUGCCUUGCAAGCAGGCAGUCGUGAGUUUGAUCCCCGGUACCGAUAAAAAGGAAAAAGAAAAAAAAAAAAAAAAUCUCUACAUCUCUGCAAAAGAAGCCAGUUAUAAAACAAGGUUUGAUGUGUUUAGACUGAAGGAGGAUAUUUUCCUAAAAUUACUACAGCAGCACUGUAAUACUGCUGAAAUUCAAAUACCUUCCAGGUUGAAAACUGGGGCUGUUCAUUUCAGGACUGGAGGAACGGCAGUGACAGAUUGGCAUAACUCCUGCCCCGGUCCCCCAGUAGGACCCCAAGCAUUUAGCCCAGGAGACCUGAGUGGGAACUGUGGCAGGAAUUAGGCAACCGAGGAGGGACGAUGGAGCGGCUGUUGGCAAGUGACAGGACCCGGACAGAAGUCGGGACGCGCCGGCAGCGUGGCGGGGACGGCACCGACCCCGGUGCAGAGCCCCUCCCAGCGGGAGCCUCUGCUGUGAGCCCGUUCGCUUCUCUCACCUCGGCAGAAACCAGUAAAUCCCACAGCAUGUGUGUUCCCAGAAAUGUGUGCUGGUGAGCAGAGAAGGAGCCCGCUGCUCGGAUAGUGUCUGUGGUCUGUCUCUGUUGCUCUGUUCACUCACGAGGGACCCUUGGAGACUUCUGAGCAGUCUUUACUUCACAGACACUAGAGGAACACUAAGAAAGCUUAGGACCACGCUUUCGAUGAGAGGCCACUUCCUGCCCACUUUCACAUCAGCAGGUGUACACUACUGUAGAAUAAUCAUUAGCUGUAUGAUCUUGUCAGCCAGGCUCCUCUGAAGAAACUGGUGAGAUGGACGUGAGGUAAAAAUUGCAUUUGCUAAAAGUGCAAUACGUGUGGUACUUUUUUAUUUUUUAUGAGUUUUUUCUUUAAUCCAAGGGUAUUGAUCCUUGCCUGGGGGAAAAUGCACUAGUUCUGCAGUUUCCAGCUGGGCAGAUGGGCCUCCAGUAUUUACAGGCCACUGAAAUUCUGGUCCCUGUAAGGCAAAUAAGGCACUUAGCAUUAAUUCCCCAGAGCUGCCUCGUCCCUACUUGUGCCCUCACGGAGCCUGUACUGCUCACUGGCCACCUGGGGAACAGGGAAGUGGACGGUUCCCACACCAGCAGCCCUCUGGAAUCCACUGACUUGGGAGGCAGCAGGGCCUGCCAGGACUAGCGUCGGACUGAAGACUGUUAGAGCUGGCCAGUUAGAGCUGGCUAGUUAGAGCUGACCAGACAAAACUUCCUGGGCUUGCUCCUGGCCUCCUAGAGAAUUCCUCCUCAGAAAUCCAGAACUCCCAAGUGUUUAAACCGUGCCCUGGUGUCAGAGGGGAGAAAAUAAAGUCAGCUCAGCUCUCGAGAGGAGAGUCGGGAAAAAAGGGGGUACUGUGCAGUGUCACCCUCCACACUGUCCCCAGCCCCUCCAGUCACAAGGUGACCUCUGUCACCUCUUGCUGUGAACUGGGGGUGUUACUAUACCUAAGGUAGGGACAUUGUUAAGGACCUCUGCCUGGUGGUUAGAGCUGGGGAAAAGGAGAGUGACGAGGUGAUGAGACAGAAACCGGAGGGUGGUGGAGAGCAGCAGCUGCCAGUGACAGGUGCGCAGAGCCCCAGGUGCAGCACAGGAGUCUGGACACUAGGCAAGCUCAGGUUCUCAACUACGUGGGGUCACAGCUGUUUCUGCUCUGGAUUGAACCUGUGUCCGCAGUUAGGCUUAAGCUGCCCUCUGGGUUCAAGACGAUUCACACUCCAGGGUACUCCAUGAAAGACAGUGCAUGGUCUCACUUGACAGCACUGGUCCUGGGACUGACCUUGGCUGCAUCUGUUCCCCUAAGCUGGGCUGCCUCUGCUGCCUCCUCAGAAGCCACCCGAGCCGCUCGGUCUCUUUCUGCCUACACAUCACAGGUAAAAACUGGAGAAAAGAUAGUAAGUUGGAGUAACUGUUUAGGCAGGGAUCUUGAGUUAUGUUGUUUCUGGAAACUUCGUACAGAAAUUAUCUUCAGAGUAAUUUGUGGAAAACACAAGCAGUAUCAUUUAUCUGUGCUUAUAAACUAUACAAAACGUUUUUUAAAAUUCAUAUGCCCCUUUUAACAGGGUUUACCUGUGGCCUAGGCAAGGGACUGGCAACAGAGCUCUUUCUGGUGGCCCUCGGAGAUGGCAGAACCAACUACGGGGAUGCCUUUCAAGCUUGUUUUAGUCCCUGAACUUGAUUUCCCAGGACCUGUCGCAUUUUUGUAAUUUUUUCCCCAAGGUGAUCUGGCCGACUCCAGAAGACACCCAGCCAUCCUCGGUGCCCCACCGUUUCCUUUGCAUCUUAUCUGGGCAGAUUUCAGCACUCUGGUGGCUUCAGGCACAUCCUGUUGCAUACACUGAGACACGGGCAGCAGUACUGCCCAGACUCAGCCAGUGGUAGUUCCGAGGGUUCCUGCCCCAGUGCGCUUCAGCUUGCCCGUCCGAAAGGAGCAGAAGCUUCUGUUCUUACCAGGCACUUUCACAGUGAUCUCUCCUAAUCCUCACAACAGUUCUGUGAAGGCAGGGAGGUGCUGUCCUUAUUUUCACAGCGGAGGAAACCAAAGCUCUUGGAUUGUGUGUGUGUGACGUACGUGGGUCGACUGGUUUCUAAGGCUGUGAGAAGCGUCUCUGCCCCCCUGACUGGCACCUGACUCUUCAUAAGCAGACAGCUAUGUGAAGAAAGCCUCCAUUGUGGUUAGGCACCAGGAAGUGUGGCGCUGUCUGGCAGCAGCCUUCCAGGUAGCCUGCACUGGACAAGGCUGGGGAAGCCAGACUCGAGACCAGCUGCCCUCUGCUCAGGGAACGGCUGAGGCCUCGGCUCCUAUCAACAAGUCCACCUUUCCCAAGUGCUACUCAUUUCCUUGGGCAGAGAGAGUGUGAUGGAAAGCACUGCCCCUUUGAUCACAGGAGGCAGCAGAGUCUGGCGCCAGCCACCUGUGCAGGUCAAGAGAUCCAGCCUCACAGAAGGGUUGCUCAAAGAAGAGUCACAGACUCAGCUUUGAGCCUCAGAAGGGGCACAACACUUCCUUACAGUUAGGUCCGGUCCAGUAGGAGUGCUUGUCAGACAUGCUUAGGGUUCAGGAAAAACAGUUAACAUGCUCUUAUUAAAGACGCUUUGUCUUUUCAGAGUCAAAGCAGGUAGGCAGAAUGGUGGGAGGGGGUAGAAAUAGAAGCACGAAACAACAUCCUGGAAAAAUACAACCCCAGAUGGAAUAAUGUCACCCUAGCAAAUACAGAUAACUGGGACUUGCUGCCAGCAGCAUGAUGCCUAUCUGUUCAGGACGGGCUCAGAAAAAUUCAAAUGGUGUGACCUUCCGGUACUAGAUCAGCCUUCACCAAAAUCUCUAGAGGAGAAAGCAGCAGAGAGGAAAUUGGCUUCUCUUUGGGGACUGCAAUUGAAGAAGUAAAAAGUGACAGAUAUUUGCACUUUGUAGAAAGGGCAAGCUUAUUUGCUUAUUUCUGAAGGGAGAAAAGUGGUCUUGCUGGAUGUUUGGUCUGUGAGUUACUUUUGAUAAGAUUAAUUGUAGUUAUUUUUCUGUGUGCUUUUUUUAAUUACUAAGAAAAAUUGGUGAGUUCAAUAGCUUUGGUAUUUUGAAUGCAAAUCAUAAUAGCUCCAAUGUGAAAAAAAUCAAAGUGUAACCUGUCAAUGUUAGAAAAUUGCCUAAAAUGCAACUUAAUAAAUGAUCUUUGUACCAAAUGGUAAUUUAAAUGGGGUAAUUUUCUGCAAGGAAAAUGUACUGUUUUUAUGUUUCCAACCCUCUUGAAUUAAAAUAAAAGCAACUUGUUUUCUAAAA
This is a messenger RNA of Cavia porcellus (domestic guinea pig), 7216 nucleotides long. RefSeq names its product salt inducible kinase 2 (gene Sik2). Gene Ontology annotation, molecular function: protein serine/threonine kinase activity; ATP binding; magnesium ion binding. The transcript has 16 exons. The coding region runs from base 159 to 2939 and encodes 926 amino acids. Lineage: Eukaryota; Metazoa; Chordata; Mammalia; Rodentia; Caviidae. Gene Ontology annotation, biological process: intracellular signal transduction; protein phosphorylation. The record is from RefSeq and is a predicted model, not a curated record. Gene Ontology annotation, cellular component: cytoplasm.